AUGGAUGAAAACACACAAUCAUGGGAAGAUCUUAUCAUUAAACAUAGGAGUGAAAACGUUAAGUUCAAAUCACGUACAUGUUGUAUCUACAAUACACAACCAAGUAAUCCUGAGAAUUUUGGAGAUAAAAUAUGUCCUUGUGGUCGUAUGAUUCGUCGCCAUAGUUUCACUAGUAAUUCUGUAGAAGCUAGAGAGGCAAAGAAGGGAAAUACUGAAUUUAAUCCUCCAAAAGAAUUUCCCGAUGAUAACAAACAUUCUGAUGCAGUAUCUGUCAAUGUUUUUGGAACAUUGCAACCAAGUGGUUGUAAAUUUCUUCGAAUAGAUGUUCGAAUACCAAUGAAAAAUAUAUUCAAAUUCAUUUUCGAAGAUUGUGGAAAACAAAAACCAGCUCUAAUAUUAAGUAUUUAUGGUGGAGCUAAAUAUUUUACAAUGACAGAACGACUUGAAAAAGAAUUUAUAAGAGGUGUUAUUGAUGCUGCUACAGUGGCCAAUGCAUGGAUUCUUACGACUGGCAUUAAUAAUGGUGUAUCCAAAUUAGUCGGCGAAGGUAUUUCACAUUAUUCUCUCUUACGAGAAUAUCCGAAUAAAGGAAAUCCACCACCAUUAUGUGAACGACAGAUUCCAGGAAAUGUCGGAGAAGAUAGAGAAACAAUCGAACGAAAUCAUACACAUUGCCUUUUAUUUGAUAGUGGUAAAUUGUAUGACUAUCUUAGUGAUUCACAACGUCAUCAAUUUGUUACUGAAGCAUGUAAGGAUACCGGUGAUGGUCAUACAUGUUAUGCCGUAACAAUCAUUGUUGAAGGAGGUGUGGGUAGUCUUGGAGUUCUUGAAAAUGAUAUUGAAGGAAAACGACCUAUUGUUCUGAUUCAAGGUAGUGGUCGUGUAGCCGAUUUGCUCGCCGUGCUUGUCGAACAGACAUCAAAUCCUGAUCGAAAUCAAUAUUGGGAUCCAUCGAAGGAAGAAAUUGUAGAAGCUCUUAAUCGAUAUUUUCCUAGUCUUUCUGAUUCCGAUACUUCAACAGCGACAAACCAGAUUAAAAAAAUUUUGAAAAAAGAAAAUCGUCAUUUAUUACAUGUUUUCUCUAUAGAUCGUGAUCAAAAUGUAGCUGAAACAAUUUUCAAAGCUAUAUUUACAGUUACAAACAAGAAGACUGAAUUAAAAUCUAAUAAGAAAAACGAAAAUGAAACAUUGGAACAAGAAAAACAACGUCGAAAAGAUGAAGAUAAACUAGUAGAUUUAGCACUUGAAUGGAAUUAUUUUGAUGGUGUUUUACCAAUAUUACAAGCACGACAACCGAACGUUUUCAACAAAAAAAACAAUUUCAUUCAGGAAGAUAUCGAAAGGACAAAACAAUUGUUCCGGAAAUCUUUGGAAAAAAAUCGUUCAACAUUUAUUGAAUAUUUUCUAACAUCUGGUUUUGAUCUAUUAACCUUAAUCGAGAAUAAUGAUGUUCCUAGUUAUCAAAAAUUUAUUUUAGAGUUAUAUAACAAAAGUUAUAAAAAAAUGAACAAGAGUCAUCAAAAUCGUGUAAAAAACUUAUUUGGUGAACCAAAUUUCAGAUCAAUACGAGAACUCAAUUAUAAAUUAAAUAAAUUUGUUGGAUCUUUUUUUGGAUCGAUCUAUACUGUUACAGAAGAUAGUUUUUUAAAUCGUAUUAAAAUUGAUUUGCAUAAUCGUCUAUGUACUUGUUGUGGAUCACAUGAAUAUAUUAAAGAAGAUCAUGAGUUAAAAGUUAUUCAAAAUAUUAGAAAUGUUUAUCCAACAGAAAAUCAAUACACAAAACAUCAUAUAUUACGUGAUUUAUUUUUAUGGUCUAUUUUUAUGGAUAUGCCAGAAAUGGCUAAAGUUUUACUUUUUCAUGUUCGAUCUCGUAUUUGUGCUGCUCUUAUAGCUUCAGCUAUAUUUAAAAAAUAUUUAUACUUUUCACUAACAGUUGAUAUGAGAGAUAAAUUUCAAAUUCAAGCAUUAGAAUUUGAAACAUAUGCUGGAAUGUUUAUUGAUCAAUGUUAUGAAUAUAAUGAAAAACGUGCUUGUGAAUUACUUUUACGACAAAUACCACUUUUUGGUAAUAUAACAUGCAUGCAGCUUGCUAUUUCCAGUGCAAGUAGUAAAUUAAUUGAAACAGCUUGUUAUGAUCAAACAUUAAAUCAAAUAUGGUUUGACAAAUUAUCUUUGAGUAAUCAUCAAUUAAAAGCAAAAGUAUCACAAAGUCUUGCAAUUAUAAGUUUUGGCUUAAUAGCACCUUGGAUUGUCACUUAUCGAAAAGACACUGACGAAUCAUCAAAUAAUACAAAGGAUGAUGAUCUAUCUCAAGAUGGUAUAAACUAUUAUGUUAAUAAACAAAAUACAAAAGAUGAAAAAUGUACAACUUAUUGGAAACGUUUUCGUUAUUUUCAUGAAAGUCCAAUGGUAAAAAUGUCUUAUCAUUUUAUUAGUUAUCUGUGGUUUUUACUUGUAUUCAGUUAUAUGAUGCUUUAUCAUCUUAAUGCUCGUAAUACAUUUAAUAUUCCUCAUUGGACUGAAAUUUAUGUGAUUAUUACUGUUUCAACUAUGCUUGUUGAAGAAGCUCGAAGACUUCGCUAUCAAUAUGUUACACGUAUGACCGAACGAUGGGGUUCAACUGGAUCUACGGCUUUAACAUUUUUAUCGAAUGUAUUUUAUAUUCUACCAUAUUUUUUGUUUUAUAUGGGUCUUGGUUUUCGAUAUAGUAGUUACAAUGAAGGUUUACUUUCUACUGCAAGAAUCAUUUGGGCAUUUGAUCUUGAAUUGUGGUAUCUUCGAUCACUUAAGUUUGUUAUAGUUUUAAAAUUUUUAGGACCAAAAUUAUUUAUGUUAAAAAAUAUGCUUCGAGACUUGUUUGCUUUUAUCUAUAUGAUUUUCAUAGCAAUAGCUGCUUAUGGAGUUGUAUCUCGAGCAUUGAUUUUUUAUAGACAAGUACCAUUUACAGGUCGUGGAAUUCUUACCGAAAUUUUCUAUGAACCAUAUUGGUUUAUUCAUGGAGAAUUCUCAGAUAAAGAUUUACUUGAUGAGCGAAUUAAGAAUGGCACUAAUGCUGGAGGAGGAGGUGCUGCAGAAGCGACGGCGACACAUGUUCUGUUAGCAUUUCAUAUGUUAUUUAUUAAUAUUCUUUUACUCAAUUUACUAGUUGCUGUUUUUGCUGAUUCCAUUGGUAAAGUUCAAGAAAACACAGAAUUUUAUUGGCGCUAUCAACGUUAUUCAUUUGUACGAGAAUAUUUCGAAUAUUUACCAUUAUCUUACCCUCCAUUAAUUAUUAUCUCACAUAUUCUAUUAAUUAUUUUGACUAUUCAAAGAUUAUGUUACUUGAAAUUGAGUCGAAAGCGAGUAAUACAUGAUGAUUAUGUACCAAUAUCAAAAAGAUUAACACGUAUUUUUAAAAUGAUUCCAAUACAAGACUCACAAAAUGAACAAUGGGAUUUAUUUGAAAAUGCUGCAACCUAUAGUUAUGCUCGUUCAAUAUUACAAAAAAAUAAAAACAAUGAUACUUUAACUAUCAAUUAUGGAAAAUCAAGUAAAUCAUUGACUACGAUGAGUUCGAAUGUUGAAAAAAUCACUGUAGGUCAGCAAAAAACAACAGAAAAUUUAUAUGAAUUAAUGUCAACAUUUCAAUCAAUUCUUAACGAAACUCGACAAGAAUUAAAAGAAACUAAUUCAAGAACAGAAAGUCGUUUCGAUCAGAUUAGUAAAUCACUUGAGUCGAUGAGGAACACAACUCAACAUGAAAAAAUACAUGAUCAAAAAGUUUCAAGAUCUACAUCUGCAACAUCUGUAAAAAGUGAUGUUUCCAUUAGAAAUCAAGCAACAACAUUAACCAGAAAUUCUGUUAAAUGA
Messenger RNA from Rotaria sordida, 3849 nucleotides. NCBI's taxonomy places the organism in Eukaryota, Metazoa, Rotifera, Eurotatoria, Philodinida, Philodinidae. The record is from the annotation of a GenBank genome assembly.